UCUCUCUGUCUCUCUCUCUCUGUCUCUCUCUCUCUCUCUCUGUCUCUCUCGCCCUCUCCCCCUGCCCCCCUCCCUCUGUAAGUGCACUGUCUGUACUCUCCACUAACGCACGCCUCGCUCAGCAAACCACAACUUGGAUCAAACUCCCAGACCUGUAAAAAUCUCCCGCUCUUCCGCGCGGGGUCGCCGUUCCUCCUAUUUAUGCUCCGGACUCAGAACGAGGAGUUCUCGGGUUUCCAACCAGGACUCAGGGAGUCCAGGUCGGAUUGGCUGCAGUAGAAAGAGGGGCAGGGGCUCCACCAAAUCACAAAUCUAAGAUUUUCAUCGUUUUUAGUCUCCUCCCUCGAAUCCUGGCAACAGGCGUGCAUUGUUGUUCUUAGAGGAAACCGGCCCGGGGUUGCUAUGGAGACAGGACGCUGCACCUUGCUGAGCAACUACCGCCCAGAACUCGCUUAGGAAGCAGCGGCAAAGCGACUGUCCUGCGUUGUCUCCUUCCAUAUUUGCACGCCCCCUUUAUCCAGACCUUUUUUUUUUCUCUUGACACCUUCCAUGGAAGAUUUGACCUCCCUGAAGCAAGAACAAGAAAACCAAGAACCAGGAAAAGCAGGGCCGCCAUGGGAAGGAAAGACAGCAGCUUCUCCUCAGUCUCCUGAGCCAGAGUCCUCUGAGCCCUUGGAGGAGGAGCUGGGACCAGAUAUUGGACCCCAGCCCAGAAGCAGGCCUCCUUGGAGCCCCCAGUCUAAAGUCAUCACGUCUCUGGGUGACCCCAAAGAACCAGGAGCGUCAUCUUCCCCAGCCUCUCUACAGGAGCCCUCUCCCACUCCUUCUCCCCUGGCUCUAUCCAGAGAGGACCUUGUCGCAGCACUGCGGUCAGACAGGACAGCUAGUGUGACUCUGGAAGCUGGGACGCUUCAUUCUGAUCCUUUGGAACAAUCGCCUGACAAAAGAGAAUCCACUCCUCAUCACACAGGCCAGCCCGAGGCAAACACCUUUCAACAGUCUCAGCAACCCAAAUCUCACGUGUGUGGAUCAACGGAUGUGAGCUAUAGCAACUCUAAACAAAAAGAGCUGAGAUUUCACACUUUUCAGGAGGAAGACUCAAACAGUGAACAUGAGCUAGACCAGCUCCGGCCUGGGGCCUCUGAGGCGGUGCCCAGUGUGCUUGACACAGCCAUUCAGAAUGCCAAGGCUUACCUGCUGAAGACCAGUAGCAAGUCGGGCUUGAAUCUAUAUGAUCAUCUUUCUAGUAUGCUGACUAAGAUACUAGAUGAGCGUCCUGAAAAUGCUGUUGACAUCAUUGAAAAUAUUAGUCAAGAUGUGAAGAUGGCACAUUUUAGUAAAAAAUUAGAUACACUCCAAAAUGAGAAGGAGAUGCUUCCAACCUAUGAAAUAGCAGAGAAGCAAAAGGCUCUUUUUCUUCAGGGACAUUUGGAAGGAGUUGACCAAGAACUGGAAGAUGAAAUAGCAGAAAACUCUCUUCCAAAUGUAAUGGAGUCUGCUUUUUAUUUUGAACAAGCUGGAAUUGGUUUGGGCACAGAUGAGACUUACCGCAUAUUUCUUGCCCUCAAGCAGCUUACUGACACCCACCCAAUCCAAAGAUGCCGCUUCUGGGGCAAGAUCUUGGGUCUGGAAAAGAAUUAUAUUGUAGCUGAAGUGGAAUUUCGUGAGGGGGAAGAUGAAGAGGAGGUUGAAGAGGAAGAUGUAGCUGAGGAGAGGGACAAUGGAGAAAGUGAAGCUGAUGAAGAUGAGGAAGAUGAACUACCAAAGUCCUUUUACAAGGCCCCACAGGCUAUACCAAAAGAAGAAAGUAGGACAGGUGCCAACAAAUAUGUCUAUUUUGUUUGCAAUGAACCAGGAACAUCAUGGGUGAAGUUACCGUCAGUUACACCUGCACAAAUUGUUAUUGCAAGAAAAAUCAAGAAAUUUUUCACUGGGCAAUUGGAUGCUCCCAUCAUAAGCUACCCACCAUUCCCAGGAAAUGAGAGCAAUUACUUACGAGCACAAAUUGCCCGAAUUUCAGCAGGAACCCACAUCAGUCCUCUAGGAUUCUAUCAGUUUGGUGAAGAGGAAGGAGAGGAAGAGGAAGAGGUAGAAGGUGGACGAGAUAGCUUUGAGGAAAACACAGAUUUUGAAGGCAUCCAAGUGAUUGAUCUAGUUGAAUCCUUAUCCAAUUGGGUUCAUCAUGUACAGCAUAUUCUCCCUCAGGGUCGCUGUAAUUGGUUCAACCCUAUACAAAAAAAUGAAGAGGAAGAAGAGGAAGAAGAUGAAGAAAAAGAGGAAGAAAAAGGAGAAGAACCUGAGUUUAUAGAACCAGAAGUGGGGCCUCCUCUUUUGACACCAAUCUCUGAAGAUUUAGAAAUUCAAAAUAUACCCCCUUGGACAACACGAUUAUCCUCAAAUCUUGUUCCACAAUAUGCUAUUGCAGUCCUUCGAUCCAACCGUUGGCCUGGAGCAUAUGCCUUUUCCAAUGGCAAUGUCAGAAGCUCAGCUGAGCUGGAGAGAGAGCUGAGUUGCCAGAGCAGCCAUUAAAGCAACAAGCCAAAAAUGAGAGUUAAGUCUUUAAUCAUUUGCUGUAAUAGUAUAAGAAAAAGCAUUGACUUCCCCAUCUCAUUUUCCCCCAUGGAAUGGCCCACUGGUGGAGAGUUGGGUGGGUCACCACAGAUGCAGAUAUCAUAGAUAUGGAGUCAUGGGGGUCAUCUCAUUGACAAGGGAGUCCCCAAACAAAAGGCUUCUCCAGUUUUCUGGACCCGGAGGCUAGGAGGAGGGUGUGAGGGCUAGAAAUAGAAAAUUACUGAGUACAGAGAGUGGGGAAAAUAAAUGCCAGAAGGCCUCUCCUAAAGAGACCUAGAAAUGAGGGCACCUGGGCUAGGAAUACAAAUAUAUGAAGAGCACGGCCAGCCAGAGGGGCCAGCGUCCUUGACAGCAGUUUCCCUUAGAGACAGCAAUGCAUUGGCAGUGCACCAAGUCUGGUGGGGAAGGGCAUCUUUCCCUGGGUGAGGCCUGCCAGGUAAGGUCUUUGAAGUUGCCUAUGGUUGUGCCUGAAAAAUAACACAUAGGUUUUAAACCACAAGUCCAACUCCUCACCCAGCCAAGAAUUUGCUGGGUUAGCAAUUUCUUAAAAUCUAACUUUAUGAAAGAUAGUAACUUCUGUUUUCCUGAAAAUAACUGAAUAAAAAAAGGCCUUUACUUGUGGUCUAGUUGUAGGAUAGCUUUUGACAGUGUCUGGCCCAGUGGUUUUCUUAACCAGCUUAAGUGGUUCAGAUCAAAAUAAUUCUUAGGUAGAACCAUUGGGAAAUAUUUCACAGUUAGCAUUUAAAAUUUUUUUAAUGGGACGAUAAUAUUCUAAGCACUUUAUUACAGAAGAGUCAACUUUUCUAACUGAGAAAUUAUAUGAU
This is a messenger RNA of Microcebus murinus (gray mouse lemur), 3395 nucleotides long. RefSeq names its product radial spoke head component 4A (gene RSPH4A). Lineage: Eukaryota; Metazoa; Chordata; Mammalia; Primates; Cheirogaleidae. Gene Ontology annotation, cellular component: radial spoke; axoneme. Gene Ontology annotation, biological process: axoneme assembly; cilium movement involved in cell motility; cilium assembly. The record is from RefSeq and is a predicted model, not a curated record.